AUGACAGAAUCCGCUUGUAAAAACAGCUGUUUUGGAACCGAUUUUUCUUUCGCCGCCGUCGAUGGCGUCUGGUGUUUCUGCGGAAGUGAAGUUAUAGACGCUCCGCUUGCAAAACUUGGUGAUGAUGAAUGCGAUUCGGCAUGUCCUGGAGUGGAAAAUCAACAAUGCGGAGGAGGCGGUCUCACUCGGAUUUGGUUCUGUAGCUCUGAUCCACAAGUGUCAAUUAUUCAGGAUCGUACUGGAAUGGGAACCACAGAAAGUGAGUCACCGGUGGUAUCAUCGACUACCGUAGCACCAGAUAGAUUCUUCAUUGGUACUACGCUAGAUGAGCCAAGCGUGACCGUGGACCCGAUGUUCGUAACCGUUGGGUUCCUUCCAGCGACCCCAGCUGCCAGUCUCGUAACCAAACUGUGCCCAGUUGCCCCCGUGAACCCCUUUGCAAGAGAAAACACCACAAUCACGAUAAUAUCUAUUUCCACGGAGACAAAGGUUUCUACAAAGAUCAAAGUCUCUACAAAGAUCAAAACUGUUACAAAGACAAAAAUCUCCACAAAGACAGGGGUUUCCACCACUACCCAAAUUAUAUUUAUAACAGCUGUUCCUAUACAAACCCAAGUUACCGCGAUAUCACAAAUCCAGACCGCUACCAAGUCUAUUGUUGCCCUCCCUAUUCAGAAUCCAAAUACUAAGGAAUCUUUCUGUUGUCCUGACCGCGGAUUCAUUAUGAAUGAAACAGGCCUUUUCACCCUAGACCUCAACUCACAUGAACCUACUACCCGCGUGGAGUUAUCCGAAGAGAUAUCUUCCCCAGGCGCUCUAGCAUACAAUACCCUCGACCACAGUCUUUACCUGAUCGAACUCUCAUCCUCAAAUUUAAUGAGAGUAUCCGCUGACGAGAACGGCUCUCAAUUUGGCGACAUCGACAGUCUUGGACAAUACUGGGUCGCUACUGGAUUUGACAAAGAAAACAAGAGUAACUGGACACAAAUAGACCUAAACCCUUAUUCACCAAAAUUUGGUGAAAUUGUUAAUGAGGGCAUAACCAAACGUUGGGAGAACGGCCCCGUGAGGAUUUCAGAUUGGGUUUCUAUCCCAUCCGCUGGUAGGAUCCUCUGGUCACUUGCCGCUUGUGAUCCAGAUAGCGAACAGUUGGCUCUUUGGAAAUUUGAGCUCGAUACCGGUAAUUGGUAUCCCGCUCGACGGUUCUCCCAUAAAUUGAAAGCAAAUAUAAAACCAUGCUUUGGACCAGACACUGGUCAGCUCCUUUGUAUUGCUGAGGAUGGUAGUCGUUAUUUGACGAAUGUCAAACAUGAAACCAUGCCUCCGGUAAUGACGUGGUCCCCUACGGGGCCGUCUAAUGCUGAUUGGCUUGGAAAUGGGGCACGUUGUGUUCUAAACACACAGGAGAUAUCGAUUCCGAAUUUUGGGUCUGGGGUUGGGUAUGAUGAGUCUUCGUAUACUAGAUUGAAUCCGUUGAACAUCUCCACAUUUACAUCCUGA
Messenger RNA from Orbilia oligospora ATCC 24927, 1500 nucleotides. RefSeq lists its product as uncharacterized. The transcript is spliced from 2 exons. The coding region runs from base 1 to 1500 and encodes 499 amino acids. NCBI's taxonomy places the organism in Eukaryota, Fungi, Ascomycota, Orbiliomycetes, Orbiliales, Orbiliaceae. The record is from RefSeq and is a predicted model, not a curated record.